Saccostrea cuccullata (small rock oyster) is the source of this 2873-nucleotide messenger RNA. RefSeq lists its product as uncharacterized. Gene Ontology annotation, molecular function: cAMP binding; protein kinase A catalytic subunit binding; cAMP-dependent protein kinase inhibitor activity. NCBI's taxonomy places the organism in Eukaryota, Metazoa, Mollusca, Bivalvia, Ostreida, Ostreidae. Gene Ontology annotation, cellular component: cAMP-dependent protein kinase complex. The coding region runs from base 122 to 2821 and encodes 899 amino acids. The record is from RefSeq and is a predicted model, not a curated record. The transcript is spliced from 8 exons. Gene Ontology annotation, biological process: negative regulation of cAMP-dependent protein kinase activity.
ACUGAGAAAUCCGAGAUUACUACCUUGAAUAAUUAAUUUGCGAAAUUCAUCAACAUACUCAGGGAAAAGAUGCAAAGAAAAUAGCUGCAGAGAUACACAUCUUUAAAGAAUUUUGAUCAACAUGGAUGUAGUGAAGCAGAUUAUCACCCGUCCCAGAGUUCUUCGCUCGGACCCGGAACUGGAAAUGCUCGUGGAUUUCUUCCGGAAGAAGAGUCCUCUUCUGCAGAACCUGGACAAAAAUAUUUUGAUGGACAUUGGCAGAAAUUGUACUUACCAUAAAUGCACCAGGGACGACAUUAUAAUAAAGCAAGGGGAAAAAGGAGACGCUUUCUACAUAAUUCUUAACGGCACGGUCUCCGUUUACAUCGACCCUAGGAUGACAGGCGAGGACGAAGGCGGUUAUUUAACCCCAGCCCGCCGUAAAACCCCAUCCCCGGCCCCUUCAUCAGUUCCGGCCACCCCGGAACCUGUACAGUUUGAUCCAUCCGGUCCAAAGGGUACGCAUGCGCUGGAGACACUGGCGGAAGAGGAAGAAGAUGAAAAUGAAGAGACAAAAAAGGUCAAAGUAUUGCGGAAACCGGCACCAAAGAAACUGGCUGUUCUGGAUCGCUCAAAGUUUGGGAAAUUAAUCGUGAGUUACGGACCCGGUAAAUCGUUUGGAGAGGUUGCACUUGUGAAGAGAGAUAGCUUUCGGAACGCCUCUAUCAUUGCAGAUGAGGAUGUAGACCUUUUGGUGAUCGGACAAGACUUAUUCGAUAGAUCCUUGAAGUCUGAUCAUGAGAGGGAAUUUGCGGAGAUAAACAAUUUUAUCGAGUCUCAUCCUUUUUUCUGUCACAUGCCUAACAAACUUAAGAAGCUCUUGGAGAUGAGUUUGAGGAGGGAGACAUUUAUCUUUGACACCGUGAUGGUGAAACAGGGAGACCCCGUGAUAGGACUUCACUUUAUACUCAAGGGCCAGGCCAAUGUAAUAGUCGAGCCACACAAACAUCAAAAACAGUACUCACAUCUGUGGCCCUUUGAGGCGGGUAUCGAUAUCUACUCAGUGGAAUUUGAGCAUCUCAGGGAAGCCAGAAGACAAGCGAUUCUCAGGAAGUAUGAGGACCCCGCUGUGUGGGAGACGAAGUCAGAGGAACUGGUCAUAAGACGGACAGAGGGAUAUGCUGCGGUGGAAAAACGAAUGAAGGAACGACACAUAGAUCUGUGCUCGAUUCAGGAACGCGAGGUGAUAGGGGAUAUCGAAAUCCUCAACAAUCUCAGUACCUAUAUGCACACAGUAAAAUGCACUGCGAAUACUGAAGUGUUUAUAUUAGACACGAAAAACUAUGAGAGAAUUGUUGGGAAAAGAAAUACCACCACCAUCGAUAUUAUGCGAGAACACGUGAAAGCGAAGCUGGAAACAAGAAUGAACAUGAAACAAGGACAUUUAGUACCGUUUUUGCAAUUUUUGCAUUUUAAAAUGACGGAGGAGUCUUUACCUCAGUCUAAACCUUUACCUCCAUUAAAAACCUCCAAAACACUUCCAGACAGAGAUACCAUGCUUCAGCAGCUGCUGCAGUGGUUCAAAGACGGAAAAUCCACCAUCGUGGAACCGUUCACUCCUGGAGCAGUGUUUUACAAGGAACUCAUGAAAGAAAAGGCAGCAGCUCGAAAAGACCGACCUCCACCCGUGAAGACAAGCGUUGCUCUCACUCUUCGAGCAAAUCGAAGAAAUCAGCCGCCAAGAAAACCGAGAAGUUUGAUGGAAAUAAGGGAAUCCCUUCGGCAGAUGAUGGAAGCAGAAGUUAUAGAAUUCGAAAAUGAGAACGCGAAAAAACAGAUAGGGUCCCGACGAAAACCAAAAGAAAGGAGAGCGAAGGGUCGUCGAAGACAUCCAUCACAAACGCAAUCCAAUUUUGAGGGAAGCAGAAGUAAAGCAGCCUCGCUUCAGUCACUAGCCUCGCUUCCAAAUUACUUAGGAGAAAAAGAGAAUGAUGAAGCUGACAACUCACUUCUAACAAUACUUGCAAACCAUAAUAAGCCGACAAGUGAAAAUGAAAAUAAACCAAAGAGUAGAAGAGGUUCCUUAGAGGACCAGAAGAAUGUGAAACCAGUUUUAAUUACGGAGGUAAAUCGUAAGGACCAGCGCCUAGAACUACCGAAUAUCAAAGAAGAGAGAACACAGGAAGAAAUUUUACUUAAAAAACAAAAUUUAGGACAUAAUUCCAAAGAAAAUUUCCCAUUAGAAACUCAGAAAUCUGAUGUGGCAGCUAGAACACAAUUUCAGGUUCCAAAUGCAGCUAAAUCAAAGGAACUUCAAGUUUCAAACUUGGAAAAUGUUUCAACUCUGAUCGGAGAAGGAAGUGUGAAAGAAAAGGCUUUACCAGACAUCGAUGGAGCAGACACCUUCUCCAUUGAAAAGAAGGGCAAAGAAAACUCUAAGUGGGCUACUGCAAUGAAAUUUGUAAACGAGAAUAUCCAUCGGCGACUUGUAGCAAACAAGGACCCUGAGCAUGAUACUCUUCCACAUUACGAUGACUACGAAUCUAAUGAUAAAAAUCUGUCUUUCCUAGAGAACAGACUUAUGGCUUUCCAUGUGAAAUAUGGAGGAAAGUCAAAGAUACACAUGAAAUUACCAAAACUAGCGCGAUUCACCGUAGACGAGAAUGAAACCAAAGCUCCAAAACCUGGUGGAAAAGUAUGGAUACGACGGCGCAUGUGCAGAUUUGCUGACAACAAGAUCCAAGUCAAAGAUCAUAAACAUGUCCGCCACCAUAUUGUUGACGACAUUCCAGAAUUUGAUAACGUACAAAAACAAAAACGAAUUAUGCAAGCUUUUCUGUGAUAAAAAAUGUUAUAGGACUUAAUAAAUCAGUUGAUAUAGAUGUUUUCAUUUU